Molecule: messenger RNA, 1197 nt
Organism: Ogataea parapolymorpha DL-1
Lineage: Eukaryota; Fungi; Ascomycota; Pichiomycetes; Pichiales; Pichiaceae
Product: DNA-directed RNA polymerase I subunit RPA49
Exons: 1
Coding region: 1-1197 (398 amino acids)
Biological process (GO): nucleolar large rRNA transcription by RNA polymerase I; RNA polymerase I preinitiation complex assembly; transcription elongation by RNA polymerase I
Cellular component (GO): RNA polymerase I complex
Molecular function (GO): DNA binding
Source: RefSeq, a predicted model, not a curated record
AUGGAUUCUUUUGUCGAGUUGGACGUCAAGACGGUUGGCGAUGUGGCCGAUUCCGUCGUGGUGAGCUCGUGCGUGAAUGGCGUCGAGCUGCCGGAGAACGUGUCCUUCGACCUGUACAAACACAAGGACGCCUACCUGGUCCACGGGGAGUCUGAGAAUCUGGAGUAUAAGGGAGAAAGCAUCGGGGACGACCAGACAUAUUACGUGGGAGUAUUCGAUCCGCAAAAAAAAACGGUCGAGCUCCUGAGAGCACCAUUGCUGUCGACGCGCGUCACGUCAAAGAGAAAGCUGUCGAUUCCAAACAUCAGACAGCUGGAUGUCCAGCGAAACGUGCAAAGAAACGCUUUGGGCGAGGCCUUUGGUACGAAGAAGGCCAAGAAGGCCAUUCUGGACCUUGAGAAAAACAAGAUCGAUGCGUCGAAACUCGAGACCGAGCAAUCAGACAUCAUCGACUCGAUCAAGGUCAACACGUCGAUGCUUCCGUCCAAGAGCGAGAUGCUGGACGAUCUCAACGAGCACAGAGUCACUCCGCAAUUCGACGUCGACGCAACCUCGGUAGACGACAUUUAUCCGCUCGAAAACAUCAUCUCCAAGAGAGAACUUGCCAGCAUCAGAGUCGACAGUCUGCAGAACGACAGCAUCCAGGCCAAGGACAAGCUGGAUCUGCUACCAUACUCCAACUCGCGCUACCUGCUAAGAAAGCUUUCCUCCAUCACCAAAGACACUCCCGACCGCAAACUCAAGCUGCAGAUGCUGUAUUAUGUCUCGCUUUUGAUGGGACUGUACGCCAACCGUCGCGUCCAUGCCAAGGACCAGCUGAUCGAGUCGCUCAACCAGCCGCCCGUGGUGCUUGUGGACUAUGUGUUGAAAAACUUUAGCAUUCUGAAAAAAAAUAAUAGGAACUAUUUGAUCGAUCCCAAGUGCGAGGACAAGAUUCUGUGCUAUUUGUUGGCGCUGAUUCUCAAGCUGGAUGAGUACCAGGUGGAGGUUUCACCUCUCGCACAGGAAUUGUCGCUCAAGCCGUCGAGACUGACAUCGCUGUUCCGUUCGCUCGGAUGCGUCAUCAAGAACGCGACGGCUGCGCAAUGCGAGGCCUUUGGCGUGCCAAAGACGGCAUCCAACAACUACAAAAUUGCCACGCUCAGAGUGCCGUUCAAGGCGCCGGAGCUAGCAAGACGUGGGGGAGCUAGAAGAUAG